This is a messenger RNA of Antechinus flavipes (yellow-footed antechinus), 5905 nucleotides long. It is a transcript of the gene GRID2IP, whose product is annotated as Grid2 interacting protein. Gene Ontology annotation, molecular function: protein binding. The transcript has 21 exons. The record is from RefSeq and is a predicted model, not a curated record. Bases 553 to 3594 code for a protein of 1013 amino acids. NCBI's taxonomy places the organism in Eukaryota, Metazoa, Chordata, Mammalia, Dasyuromorphia, Dasyuridae.
GCCCGAGCUUUCUGUAUGGGCAUUUGUUGUUUGCAGAGCAAUGCAGCAGAUAAAUGCUCACUUUAGCUGCUACCAGGAACAGCUGCCUGAUUGGAUCUUUCUACUGCCCUAGCUCUAUUUAUUAGGAUCCUGCUGUUGCCACAGCUUGACUUUUUUCCUUUGAUGGUCUCUUUUUACCUCCCCCACCUCGAAAUUCUCCUCAUGAUUUAACAUUCAUUGCAAGAUAUUUGUUUGCAACACAUCUCCUGGACUCAGCGCAGACCCUGAGCUCUCUGCUUGAUGUGUCUUUUGCUUCCAUAGCCACUGGGGCUUCUCCCUUUUUUCUCCCCCUUAUCCUCCACAUGUGGAUUUCUACCCAUUCAUGCAGUCAUCAGCUCCUAACAGAUAAUGAUUUGCUAGCAUUUCCCAAUCUAUUGGCUUUCCUGGCACCAGGUAUCCUGCAUGGAUGGGGUUUAGCCUUCUGCUGCCCUGUAGACUCCAAGAGGGUAGCCACAGUGCCCAGUGGUAGUUUUGUACCAGAAUGGAGAUAUCUGGCACAAGCAGCAAGUAAAGAUGAGCUGUCUUGGGAUUUUCAUCCCCAAGAAGCAUCGGCAGCGUUUUGACGAGGUUGUGUCUCAAAGUCUCAUCAGCAAGCUCUGCCGGACCAAAAGGGAGCAACAAACACACCGGCUCCGCCGUAGCCGCAGUGAAGACCACCCUGAGCGCCUGAUGGUGUCUACACGGGCCAGCUCAGUGCCCCGAGGUCCAGAAGAAUUGGGGAAGGGAUUGAGGAAAACCACCUCGCUUAUUGCCAGCCGAGUAGGCUCAGGUGCUGCCCGCAGGACUGUUCGAGUGUACAAAGGCAACAAAAGUUUUGGCUUCACACUUCGUGGUCAUGCCCCAGUAUGGAUAGAGUCUGUCCUGCCUGGGAGCCCAGCUGAAAAUGCUUCUCUCAAGCCUGGGGACCGCAUUUUAUUCCUUAAUGGAUUGGAUAUGAGGAACUGCUCCCAUGACAAGGUAGUGUCCAUGUUGCAGGGCAGUGGGGCAAUGCCAACUCUUGUGGUAGAAGAAGGAUUGGUCCCAUUCCCCAGUGACUCAGAUUCUCUGGAUUCUCCCAAUCCCUCCUCAGCACUGACUUCUCUGCAGUGGGUGGCAGAGAUCUUGCCUGGAAGCAUCCGAAUCCAGGGCAAGACAUUCAGCCAACAGUUGGAACACUUGCUGACACCUUCGGAGCGCUACACCAUCUGCAGAGCCCUCGAAUGCUUCUUCCAACACAGGAACAUCGAUACUCUCAUUGUGGAUAUCUAUCCUGUGCUAGACACUCCAGCCAAACACAUCCUGUGGCAGUUCAUCUACCAACUGCUGACCUAUGAGGAGCAGGAACACUGCCAGCAGAAGAUUGCUCGGUUUCUGGGCUAUAAAUCUAUGACGGCUGCAUCAGAGAGUGAGACGGAGGAGAGGCCUCAGAGCUCCUUGAGAAUGGCCUCCAUAUGCCGAAGCAGCAUGAGGAAUCAGGGUUCAGAGGGUGCCAGCAGUGGAGUAGGUCUCAGUGAAACUGUGGAAAUCCCUAUCCCUGUGACCCCUGGAGAGCGCCAGGCUGGGGAUGGCACAUCCCUUCCAGAAACCCCAAACCCUAAAAUGCAGAUGUCAGCUGUUUAUGCAGAGCUAGAAACCCGGUUGAGCAGUAGCUUCAAAGGAAAAAUGGGAAGUAUAUCUAAACCCAGAGCUUCUCCCCCAGUGGUUGAACCACCAAGUGUCCCAGGGGCCCGGAAGUCUGGGCCAAGCAUCUCAUGGCCGAAUGACCCUCUCCCACCCCAGCCCUGCUAUUACCAUCCGUGCCCUGGGAGCCUCCCCUCCCCAAGCAGCACAGAAUCUCAUCCCUACGUCAGCUUGGACAGCAGCCCAGCUCCUUCGCCCCAGCUCACAGCCAUGGCCAGCAGUCCCAGCCCCCCAACCUGCAGGAAAAAACUCUUCACUUUCUCAAGACCACCACGGAAUCGGGACACAGACCGCUUUUUGGAUGCUCUCAGUGCGCAGCUGGGUGCCAGGGUGACCAUGGUGGAUGACUUUCUCACCCCUGAGAAUGACUAUGAAGAGAUGAGUUUCCUUGACGACCAGGGCAGCUAUGUGACCAAUGAUCUGAGCAGUGUCAGCGAGUAUGUCAGUAGCAGUGAGGAGGGCAGCUCACUGACGUAUUCUUCUAUCUCUGACCACAUCCCCCCACCUCCCCUCAGUCCACCUCCUCCACCUCCACUCCAAUUCCAUGAUCCCAAACCAGGUCCCCGCAACCUGGACGGCCCUCUUAACACCACCACACUGGCCAAGCCUCUUGGGGCCCACUCCCACCAAGUCCCUCCCCCUCCUCCACCACCUCUUCCCCCACCAGUCCCCUGUGCUCCCCCACUGCUCCAUCGAGGCCUUGGACAUCGCCGCAGUGAAUCAAAUCACAUGAGUGUCAAACGUCUUCGGUGGGAGCAGGUGGAGAACUCAGAAGGCACUAUAUGGGGCCAGCUUGGGGAAGAUUCAGAUUAUGACAAAUUGAAUGACAUGGUGAAAUACUUAGACCUGGAACUCCACUUUGGGACCCAGAAACCAGCAAUUUCUCUUCCAGAGCCAACACUUGCACCUGAGCCCUUUAAAAAGAAAGAUGUGGUCGAGAUUUUGUCUCAUAAGAAGGCCUAUAAUACAUCUAUCCUCAUUGCUCACCUGAAGCUGUCUCCACCUGAGCUCCGUCAGAUCCUCAUGAACAUGGAGAGCGAGAGGCUGGAGCCAUCCCACCUCAAGCAGCUCCUCUUGUACGCCCCCGAUGCUGAGGAAGAGAAGCGCUAUCAGGGCUAUCGGGACACCCCCAGCCAGCUGAGUGAACCGGACCAGUUUGUGCUGCAGAUGCUGUCCGUUCCAGAAUAUAAAACCCGGCUACGCAGCCUCCACUUCAAGACUACCCUGCAGGAGAAGACUGAGGAGAUCAAAGGGAGCUAUGAGUGUGUGCACCAAGCCUCCUUGGAGCUUAAGAAUAGCAAGAAGCUUGCCAAGAUCUUAGAGUUUGUACUUGCAAUGGGCAACUAUCUCAACAAUGGACAGCCGAAGACCAACAAGACCACAGGUUUCAAAAUCAACUUCUUAACUGAGCUGAAUUCAACAAAAACUGUUGAUGGGAAAUCCACCUUCCUACACAUUCUUGCCAAAUCACUGAGCCAACACUUCCCUGAACUCCUGGGAUUUGCCAAGGACCUUCCCACUGUGCCCCUUGCUGCCAAAGUGAACCAGAGGAUGUUAACGACCGACCUUACUGACCUGCACAUCACCAUCAGUGAGAUCCAAACGGCUUGCCAGAAAAUGCCUGCCACUAGUGAUGACAAGUUUGCUGUAGUCAUGACUUCCUUCCUGGAGAUGGCCCAGCCUGCUGUGAGGGCUCUUGAUACCCUUCAGCAUAAGGCAAUGGAGGAGUUUAGCAGGGUGCUAUCAUUUUUUGGUGAAGACUCCAAAGUCACCACAUCUGAGGCAUUUUUUGGCAUCUUUGCAGAAUUUAUGAGCAAAUUUGAGCGUGCAUUCAGUGAUGUGCAGGUCUGUGAGAGCCAGCGCAGCUCAGGAAUGGCCUCCCCCCUGGCCUGGUAGUCGCCGCGGGAGCUCCUGACCACUCCCCCUGUUUGCCAACAGAAUGCAGCCCAUGUUUCUUCCACAGACUGGCCGCACUGCUGCUGUGGUCUAUCUGCCUGGCUCAGGGAAAAGGCCUCCCCCCAGGAGUGGUUAUUGUGGUCUUUGUGAAGGUAAACGUGGGCCCGGGUGGCCCUGCGCCUGAAGUGGACCGGGCAGAUCCCACGCCGCCCACAGAAGCACCUGUGUUUGACUGGACAUCCUCUGCCUUCCUAGCAAGGACUGCAGGCCUCUUUCAGCAGGUCUCUCCUCCCUCCUGCUCCCCAGCUCCUUCACAGGCUGCAUGCUGUUCCAUUUCCCAGCACUACCCGUGGGAGAGCAUUUGGAUUGCUAUGUGUCUCUCAUGUCUUAGCUUCUCAAAAGCCUUCCCUUGUGGAUGUAACUUUGCUCCUUCCCAGGCAACUCUUCAUCUCCUGUGGCUCAGAGUUUAGAAGAGAUAAAUCUGUCUAUCUGUCUGUCUGUCUGUCUAGCUACCUGCUUCUUUUUGCUCUCCCCAAGAGAAUAUGGUUUGGAGAGAACAAAGCGAGCUGCCAUCCCUUUGGCUUUUAGCAGGCAUAGAUUUCUCACCUUUUGCUGGUGGAGUAUCCUGAAAACCUAGGCAAAGGACCCCACUGGCUGAAACAGUGAACAUGCCCUGCCUGGGAUUCCUCUGUCGCUGGCCCCAAAGGUCUGCCAAGCCAAAGCAAGCCCUUUGCCCAAUUCUUCCCGAUAGAUCUGUGGCUUCAGCUACCUCAGACCAGGCCUGCUCUGCAAUGUCCCGGCUGUGUCUGCCAUCACAGUGUUGUGUUGUUCCCUGUGGAAUUCCUCUGGUCCUAGAUCUUCCUUUCCCAUAUCUUCUGAGACCAGGGGCUUGUAGACACCCAAAGUUUUCUUUGUCCAGUUUGCAUGGGAUGGGGAGAAGGCGGGGGAAGAACAUCUUAGACCUCUUUCCAGGCUGAACGCCACGUCUUCCUCUCUUAGCAUCCCCAUUUAUCGCUGACUCGGAGGGCUUUUCCCAUCAGUAGGUUCUCAUACAGAAGGAGGGAUUAGACUUGUUUGACUUGUCCCCAGAAGAUAGGACUAGGAUCUAGUAGGUGAAAAUUAGAGGUCAGCACAUUCUUGCUCAGUACAAGAAGAGCUCCAAACAAUUGGAAUAGACUCAACAAUGGUGUAGACACCUACUGCAGCCUUUUAUGCAGAGUGUGGAGGAUGAUUUCCCAGAGUUGUCAUCGAUGGUGUUUGUGUUUCAUGUAGAGGGAUUAGCUGGGAGGACAUCUGAAAUCUCUUCCAAUACUAAGAGUCUUUGAUCAGUCUAGUAGGGAAGGCUGGUCCUAAAUUACAAUCAUCGCUGAUCUGACCAAAAGGCCCCAUGCCAGUUUCUGCUAAAGAAGUCUUACAAACAACCAUAAACUCAUUUGCUCAGGCAAACUGAGGACCCAUUUACUCAUUUCUUCUUAAAUCCUCACUCAAUUAGUAAACCUCAUUUUUCUUUGCUUGCUUUCUGUGGAGAGAGAAGAGUCCACUUUGGGGUAGAAAUAGAGAUCCAAGAUAAUGUCUUUAAUGCCACAAAGACAAAAUGUCUUUGGAAUCAGAGGACCAUUUUGAAUGCUGGAUGUGAUACUUACUCUAAUCUUUGGUAAGUCACUUGAUCUCUUUGGGCCUCAGUUUCCCAAGUUGUAAAAUGAAACCAGAUGGCCUAUAAAUCCAUGAUUCUAUCUCUAAAUCCAUGAUUGUUGGCAUGUUAGUUCUACAGAAAUACUUAUGAUAGUCUGAUCCAAAUUUUGUUUUCUACUCUUCUCUAUAGAAAGCAUAAAUUUUAGUUUCUGUAAUUAAGUGCCAGUUUUCUCCUGCUUUGUACUGAAUGGUUUUCAAACUCCUCUGCCCUUGGUUUUCUUGGAGUCUGGGAAUCAAAGGAUACACAGAUACUUGCCAUGAAACUACCACGUCAGGUAGCCCAAUCUUGUUUUGAUGUAUGUCAGUCACACAUGGAGAGAACAGAGUGUACUUGGCAGUAACCACACCCAUGGAGAGGGCUGGGCACAGACGCAGUUCUUUAUUGUAACAUAAUUGAAGAGGAAGAUGGGCAGUUUCUUUGGAUUUUUAAUAGAUAAUGUUUUGAUUUGAAACUUUCAAAAAAACCCUGACUUCUAAGCUGGGGUUUAAUUAGUGGUGUGUAGUCCCCACCUGUGUCCCUACUUGUGUCCCCACCCUUUCCCAAUCUCCCUUCUUCUUUCUCUCCAUUUCCCAGACUCACGUGUUGUUCUUCCCCAAUAAAGUUACCGGCUUUCGCCUA